Mus musculus (house mouse) is the source of this 4641-nucleotide messenger RNA. It is a transcript of the gene Zfp953, whose product is annotated as zinc finger protein 953. The transcript is spliced from 4 exons. Bases 64 to 978 code for a protein of 304 amino acids. The record is from RefSeq and is marked provisional. Gene Ontology annotation, cellular component: nucleus. Gene Ontology annotation, biological process: regulation of DNA-templated transcription. Lineage: Eukaryota; Metazoa; Chordata; Mammalia; Rodentia; Muridae.
AAACUUAACUUCUCCCCAGAGUUAGGCGUCUGUCCUGUUGAAACCUUCGUUUGGAUCUCUGACAUGGAGGAUAUGCUGUCAUUCUGGGAUGUCGUAAUAUAUUUCUCUGCAGAAGAGUGGGAAUACCUGGGUCCUGCUCAGUGGAAAUUAUACAGGGAUGUGACAUUGGAGAAUUACAACAACUUUGUUUUUCUGGAUCUUGUUUCCUCUACGCCAUACCUGGUCAGAUUUCUGGAGCAAAUACAAGAGCCUUCAGAUGUGAAGAGUCAAGCAGACAUCUCUAUGUACUCAGGGGGAAAAUGCUAUACGUGCAAAGAAUGUGGCAACAUCUUUGUGGGGAAAGAAGUAUUUCAAAAUCAUCUGAUAAUUCAUUUAGGAGGGAAGCCCUACAAGUGUGAAGAAUGUGGCAAGUCCUUCCGUUUUCCAUCAUUACUUUCUCAACACAAACUAAUUCAUACAGGAGAAAAACCCUACAAGUGUGAAACAUGUAAUAGGGCCUUCCAUGUUCCAUCAAAACUUUUUCAACAUAAAAUAAUUCACACAAAAGCAAAACUCUACAAGUGUGAAGUAUGUGGCAAGGCUUUCAAUUAUUCAUCAAGACUUUUACACCAUAGGACAAUUCAUACAGGAGAGAAACCAUACAAGUGUGAAGUCUGUGGAAAGGCCUUCCACUCUUCACCAUCACUUUAUCAACACAUGGGAAUUCAUACAGGAGAGAAACCCUGCAAGUGUGAUAAAUGUGGCAAGGCCUUCCGCUUUCCAUCAUUACUUUUAAAACACAAGAUAAGUCAUACAAACCAAAAACCCUACAAGUGUAAAAUAUGUGGAGAUUUCCUCCGCUCUCAAUCAUCACUUCAUGAACACAAGUUAAUGCAUAAAGGAGAGAAACUCUAUAAGUGUGAUGUAUGUGGCAAGGCCUUCGAAUAUCCAUCAAGACUUUCAAAACAUAAGAAAAUUCAUACAAGAGAGAAACCAUAAAAGUGUGAAGUAGGUGGCAAUGCCAUCCAUUAUCCAUCAAUACUUUCUUUUUUUUUUAAAUUUAUUUUUUUAUUAGGUAUUUUCCUCAUUUACAUUUUCAAUGCUAUCCCAAAAGUCCCCCAUACCCACCCCCCAUCAACACUUUCAAACUGUACGAAAAUUCAUACAAGAAAGAAACCAUACAGUUGUGAAAUGUGUGGCAAAGCCUUUGAUUAUCCAUCAGGACCUUAGAAACAUAAGAAAGUUCAAACAGAAGAGAAUCCCUACAAGUGUGAAGUAUGUGGCAAGGUCUUCAAUUAUCAGUGGCGACUUUACAAACAUAACAAUCCAUGCAAGAGAGAAGUCCUACAAAUAUGAAGUACGUGGCCUGACCUUCUAUUGUCCAUAAGUACUUUCUGAAAAGAGAAUCCACACAGGUGAGAAACCCUAAACUUGGGAUGUAUCAGGUAAAUCCUUUAGAACUUUCCAGAUUCUUUUUCCUUAUUUGAUAACUCAUUCUGGAAAGAAAAUAUGCAAAAGUGAGGAUCGUGGAAAAGCCUCCUUUACAAAGUUAUACCUGUAUCUAGACCAAUUAACUCACAAUGUAGAGAAUAUUUACAAAUGAAAAGAACACGUCAAAAUGCUCAACAAAUUUAGGGAUCAUCAAAGAAUUCAUUCUGGAAAGAAACCAUACAAAUGUAAAAAAAUGUGGCAAAUAUUUUUGAAUUCCAUUGCAUGGUCUGAACACAGAAUAAUUCCUAUUGGAGAUAAACACUAUGCAUGUGAAAAAUGUGGCAAACACUGUAUUACCAGUCUUUGGGUCUUAAGCAACAUCAAAGAAUUCUUCUAUGAGAGAAACCACACAGUGUGAAGAAUGUUUUACAGAAACCUUGGGGAAAACCUCAUAAUUCAUACUAGACUGAAAUGUCACAAGUGUGAAAAAUAUUGCAAACCCUUUAAUAAGCAUUCUUAUAUUUCUGAACACAAGGUAGAUUAAACUGGAAUGAAAUAAUACAAAUGUUAAAAUGCUCAUAACAUCUUAAUACUUCUCCAGACCCUCAAAAUUUAUCAACAGCUUCAUGCUGAAUCGAAGUCCUAUAAGUUUAGGGGAUGUGGUAAAGGCUUUGGAAUCAUCCAUACUACCAUGCCAAAAGGAGAGCGAUCGGGCUGUGUGGUUGUCAUUCUCAAUUUGGGGCUGAUCCUUUCUUACUGUCUUUUGUUUCUUCUGUUUUAGAAUUGAAACUCUUGUUCUAUACCAGUAUGUGGAAAAGUAGUCACUUGUUCUUAUGUUUAGGAGCUCACAGUCAAAAGAUUGCCUUGAAUCUCAUGUGACACAUGGACUGUGGUCUUUUAUAGUGUUGUAAUUGUUAAAUCCUUUGGGGACCUUUCAAGUUGUAGCCUAUUUUACUUAUGAGGUGAAAGUUAGGUUGGAGAAAGGGAAGGGAUGUUACGACUUAAAGCUUUAUGGGUAGAGCUAGCAUGUUGACUUUGGGAACAUACUGAAUGCCAAGAAGACCCACACCCAUGUUAGCAUUCCCAGUAUCCUCACAUAGAAAGAGGUAAUUACCUCUAAAGCUUGUCCUCUGACCUUCUUGCAUGGACCCCCACACAAACAUAAAUUUCUGUGCCCAGAAAUAAUAUAAACCUAGAUCACACUUUUGAAAUGACUUUGUGUUUUACAUGGAAAAGUGUAAACUAAUGAUACAAACUCAGUUGUUAGCAGCAUGAGUUCUAGAAUCAUUUGAAUUGCAAGCCUCUUGUUGGUUUGUUGAAUUUCUCUUGAUUAAUUAAAUUGAUUUCAGGAGGUCUGUUGAUUGCAGUUUUAAUCAUCUGUUUGACUGAGAUGCUGCAGUAUCAGAUAAUACCCUGAGACCAACUAUUUAUCCAUCUCCUGCUUCCUGACUGUGGAAGAAACAUGACCAGCUGCUUAUGUUCCUGAUGUUUUAACUUUCUCACCAUGUGUUGUGGUUGGAAUAAGAAUUGCCCCAAGGGCUCAUAGAAUAGAUUUGAAUGCUUAGUCAUCAGGUAAUAACACUGCUGGAAAAGGAUUAAGAAGUGUGGCAUCAUUGGUGUAAGAGUGUCACUGGGGGACAUAUAUUUGAGGUUUCAAAGGUUCAGACCCAGUGUCCCCCUCUUUUCCUGACUAUGGGUCAGUAUGGAUAAUUCUCAGCUACUUCUCAAGCUCCAUGUCUACCUACAUGCCAAUGAGCUCCCUAGCUUGUUCACCACAAUAAUAAUGGACAAACCUCAGAAACUGUUUACAAGCUCCAAUUAAGAAAUAUAAGAGAAAACAGUCUCAUUCCCAAAAGGCAGGGUGGAUUUUUCCAUGUAUGAUGAAAGUUUGUAAUUGUUUAAGGGGAUUUUGGUCAAUAGUUGUUAAUGGUGUUUGAGAGGAAACAAAGCAAAAAUGGCAAGAUUCAAGAAUCUCUUCUUUUUCCUUUCUUUGUCUUUCUUUCAUCCUUCUUUCUUUUCUUGCUUGUCCUAGGGGAAAAGUAGUGGAGAGGGGAUGAAAAGAAAAAGGGUAUAUAUAAAUAAUAAGAUGAAAGGGUAGAUUUUUGAGUCUGUUUAAACUAAAGACCAUCAAGAGGUCAAAUAACUUACAUUGGUAUAGAAUUGAUUGAUUUAUUGAUACAAAUUUAAGGUUCUUUACAUUUCAAAAUUCUAUAUUAUGUUUUAACCAUGUUUUAGGUAUCCUACACAAACAAUUACAGUCUUUAAAGGCUACUAUGUCAAACUGUUUUGGAUAAUUAUAAUAAUACAAGUUGGUAGUCAUUUAAUCAAAGUCUUGUUAGCUACUUCUUUAGUUAUUUAUGAAAAUAAGCUUUGUUUGCCCUCCUGUAGCUGUUUUCAAAGUUAAACAGAUAAAUGGCUAGAAAAAACCUACACACUCAGAUCUCUUUGACAUAUAGGUAGUUUUUAAACACUUCAGAGAUCUACAGGCUAUGGCAUUUAAGAUGCUUUAAUAAUAAACGUCUUUUCGUGACAGCAAGACACAUCAGCUUCUGACAGCACCCCCAAUCUACUUCCAAGAAGAUGAUGGGCACCAAAGAACCUCCCACUGUAGUCUACUUCAAAUAUGGCAAAGGUAGCUACUGGUUAAAAACCUACCUUUGCCUAGACUGCACAAAGUAUGUCAUCCAAAGUGUGGACAAAUAGGACACCGGGAAGUUGACUGACUAAUUUUGCAGGGACAAAGUAUGACUAUCCUUCUAUAUCCCUGCUUAACAAGAAUCCUGUCAGGUAUUCUAGACUUCUAGGCUAAAUAUGGAUGCCCAAGUGUUGCAGAGGAAUGUGGGUAACUGUCCAGGCAGCUAGUGGUCUCUGUUGUUUCUAUAAUUUUGGAAGUUUCUUGCUCUGCAUUUCCUGUUUUCUCAGGUAAUUUUAUCCUUGUCAGGUCUCUGAUGAGGAUGAAGAGAGAUCAUGAAAUUUUUCAUCUAAAAUGUAUUGAUUUUAGAGAAAAAAAGACAUUCAUUAGACUAAAAAGGAAGUGAUACUGGGAUAGAAUUUUGUACAGUGUAUAAAGGUUUUCUUUGUAUUAUUCAGACAUUGAUUUGUCUACCAGGAGAAUGUCGACUGAUGCCUGGACUUUGGUGUUGUUAUUUUUAUGGCUCAUUCCUUGCAUCAGUGUUUUGUAAACAUAUACCUCUCUUACUUUCGGAUUGUCUCAAUAAAGAACUGAUGGCC